Messenger RNA from Coniophora puteana RWD-64-598 SS2, 3228 nucleotides. RefSeq lists its product as uncharacterized. The transcript has 9 exons. Bases 1 to 3228 code for a protein of 1075 amino acids. NCBI's taxonomy places the organism in Eukaryota, Fungi, Basidiomycota, Agaricomycetes, Boletales, Coniophoraceae. Gene Ontology annotation, biological process: siRNA processing. The record is from RefSeq and is a predicted model, not a curated record. Gene Ontology annotation, molecular function: RNA-directed RNA polymerase activity. Gene Ontology annotation, cellular component: nuclear RNA-directed RNA polymerase complex.
AUGCCGGCCGUCGCCCCGCCGUCGCCAAGCAAACGGGCCCGCGCGAUGACAGGCGGAGAGUCGCGGGAGACAAAAACUCCGCGGCUCGACCAGCCCCGGAUCCCGGCCCUCGACGUCAACCUUGUCACCAGGCAGCCGUCUGAUCCCGGGCCGACCUCCGCCAGGCCCUUCAACACCAGUCACCGUAUACAGUCAGCAGCGACGCCCGUCCUGACGCCCACGGUAGCGCCCACUACCAUCCAUCCCGAGGUGACGCAGUACACGUUCUCCCCGGCCGAACACUUCAAGCAUGGGCCGGUCGUGCUGGGCGAGAACCUGGGGCGCGCCAUCAUCGCGCACGACAGCGGCGCCGUCAGGCUGAUCGACUACCGCAGCCUUGCGUGGCCCACGACAUACGAGAUCGCACGCGGGGUUACUCAAGGCCGGUGGUCGUGGCAGGAUGUCACGCCGAGUCGGCUGGAUCGCCUCAAAGGUUUGGGCGCGGAUACUGCGCCGAAGGUAGGAGCGGUUAUGAAGGAUCUGGAUCUCAAGGGAAGGGGAACUGGUUCUGCGGCAGUGGGAUCAGAAGUUUGGUCCGAAUACGAUAGGGAAGAAAAAGCCAUCGUCGAAAACCGCGGUCGUGGUCUCGGUUUGAUGGGCGAGUGGGAAGGGAAGCAUAGCUGGUAUGGCGGCAAGAUCCAGCAGGUCAUCACUCUACGCGUCUCAGGAAACCCAGGGCAAGAGCGUUACGAAUUUGAGCUUGAGAAACCCAAGAUCUCUCGCUCUCACCGCCUCUCGCGCUUCCUCGGCUCUCGGCGUCUAAUCCAGAUGCGAAUCCCGGAGCAGACAAUGUGGAACUACGGCGCGCGCAUAACCGAGUAUCUAUCGCGUCACUCGUUUGUGUUGUGCGGUCGCGUAUUUAUCCCCGUUCACGCAAAGGAGAACUCUGUUUACCUGGUCGAGACUGAUCAGGAUCAUGAACGUUCCCCGCGCCCUGACCAGAAAGGAGAUCAGUAUCGAUAUUCGCUGGCCCAGAUCGUUCAAUGGCACAACGAUAUCGUUGCCAAUCAUAAGCAGCCUAUCAGCAAGUGGUCGACUCGGUGGGCGUUAGCGCUUUCGACGUCUGUGCCGGGCAUGGAGUUCUCUCCAGAAAACGUGUUCUAUAUGGACGAUGUUUACUCUCCCGAAGCGUCUGGCAUGAAGAAGGCUCCAGCCGAGUUAACCAUGACCGACGGAUGCGGCUGGAUCAACGCGGCCGCGCUCACCCAGCUCAUGCGAAACAUGGGCCUCAGCAGCCGCCCGACGGCCAUCCAAGCGCGUCUCGCAGGUGCCAAAGGGAUGUGGCUCCUGCACCCCGACCCCGCCGAACAGCUCAUCGACGGGCCCGCGAAGAUCUGGAUCCGGUCCUCGCAGAACAAAAUCGCCAGCCCGCCAGCCGACCGCGGGCACCUCGUGCUCGACCUGCUCGCGCCGUCGCGCGUGACGCACCCGAGCCGGCUCUCGCAGCAGACCAUCGUGAACAUGGCGCACAACGGCGUGCCCGAGACCGUGUUCACCGCGCUCAUGGCGGCCGGGCUCGACCGCGAGGUGCAGCAGCUCACGCAGUGGGACGGCCCGAACGCGCUCGUCGCGGUGUGGCGCGCAGUCGAGCGCGCGGGCGGGGUGAGCUUUACGCGCGUGCGCAGGCGCAUCGCGGGGCAGGCGAGGGCGCUUGGGCUGGGCCGCAUGAGGCCGGACGAUAGGGACUCUGAGGCGCCUGCUGAUAUUGAUACGGACGACGAGGACGCACAUGUGCUUUCUAGCGGGGUCGAGGGUGGUGCGGCGGGGGAGCCUGCGCAGCCGCCGUCGGUGUAUGAGGCGGCGAUGCAACUGCUGCAGUCUGGGUUCCGCCCGCAAAACCUGGAUGUGCUGUACGACAAGAUCCGCAAGAUCGUGACGAUGGUCAUUGACGACUACGUCAAGUCGCUGCAUAUCCCGAUUCUGGAGUCUGCGGAGGCGUAUAUUGUCCCUGACCCUUAUGGUGUUCUUAAAGAGGGGGAGAUAUACUUCCGCUCCUCUGAUGGGUUCAAGGAUCCGGAGACGGGUGCGCGUUUUGAUAUUCUCAAGGGUGACGUUCUGGUGCUGAGGAAUCCUACGAGACUCCCGUCAGAUGUCCAGAAGGUGCGCGCGGUGACUUACCCCGAACUCGAAAAAUACUACGACGUUAUUAUUUUCCCGACAUGUGGAGCUCGUUCGCUGGCUAGCUAUCUUGGCGGUGGUGACACGGUUCUGGUAGUCUGGGACAAGCAGCUCGUCCAGCCGUUCAAUAGUACUCCGCUCUACGAGGAGCCACAGGGUGUUAGAGACGCAUUCGAACGAAACGUGGAAACAGUCCGCGAUUUUGACAAGCGUAUCCGUGGACUGCCACGGGCGGAUGCAGAGGCAGAGUUCCAGAAGAUUCUGUUGCUCGGUCUCUCCGAAACAAAAGUUGGCCUCUACUCGAAGUUCCAUGACAUCGCGGUGUUCACCACUUGCUUGGAUGCGAGCAAGACUGGUCUUCGCGUGAAGACGACCGAAUUCCAUCGCCACCGCACCAUGGCUGGUAACCGGCAGCCUCGCUAUAUUAGAGAUCUCACGGACCAUCGAAACUCUGACGACGCCCCUUGCAAGAGAGACAAGGGGCAGAAGCCAUUCAUCCUCGACGUCUUGGUCGAUGAAGGGCGUCGCAUGCGCGACGCGUUUUUGACAAAGUAUGACGCUCGCAAGCAGACCAUGGGCGAGAGACACGACCGGGACCUUCUCAAGCCAGUCGAAGAUGCUGAGAAGAUGGCCGCGGCCAUGGAACGUGAAGGUAUCCCGUUCUAUUCCAGCAACUUGCAAGAAAUGGAACGCCAUAUCGACACCUUCUACAAGAGGUGGAUCGUCCUCAUCGACGCGUCCAAAUCCUCUUCCUCCUCCCGCAGCCGCUCGCCUGCCGACAAGUCGAAGACGAAUGAUCCGUGGGACGCGCUCGCGCGCGACUUUGCAAAGGUGCCACCUUUCCAGUCCCUCCAGUGCUUUCCAGACGCGGAGGUGAAGUGCAUUAUAGCGUCGCGCGCGUACCGCAGGUCGCGCAAGUUCGCGUUCAACGCGGCGUUUUUGACGCUGUGCUCUAUCAAGGCGAGAGCGCUGGGGUGCGUGCCGUUCACGACGCAGUUCGCGGAGUCGAUGAGCGUGUCGGGGGCGGUCGCACGCGCGCUGGAUCACACGCUCGCCCAGGAGGGGGAGUGA